Molecule: messenger RNA, 3183 nt
Organism: Macroventuria anomochaeta
Lineage: Eukaryota; Fungi; Ascomycota; Dothideomycetes; Pleosporales; Didymellaceae
Exons: 2
Coding region: 232-3183 (983 amino acids)
Source: RefSeq, a predicted model, not a curated record
UGCUUGCUUUGGCCCAUUUUCUUUACUUGUAUCGACCAACUGCAAACAUUUACGCGGCCUUGCUGUCAUUGCGCGGAGUUUCAUUCAUCUUCUAGUCCUGCAGGUUUUCUGCCUCCCUGACAGGCUUGGAUCUGCACUACGCCUCCUCGGGAGUGUACAUGCAGACCUCGAUUCAAACCAUCAUACGAGCGCAACACUUGCGCGCUCGAUUGUCGCUAGACAUUGAGUCUAAUGCCUGCACCACGGAGCCUUCCUGCUCGUUCUUCACAACGGCGCAAUUCUGUUCAAGAUGAUACGCCUACGCGGACCCGUUCUAGUCGAGGAGCACCUGCUGCAGCAAAACAAGAGACUACAGAAGUCGUUGCACCAAAACUGAGUCCACACAAGCUGAGUCCUACCAUCACAAGAAAGACUACUCGCUCUGCGUCCAACAUUUCAAGUCAACCAUCAUUUACCGAUGCUGCACCUGAAGUCUAUGCUUCAUACGAGCGUCCAUUUUUAAUGGUGUUUGGCUUGUCACGCGAAUUCUUCGAUGGCCUCAAGAAGCACCACGGCAAAUUACCUAAGCAGCGCAAGAACCUUGAAAGCGCUGUGCAAGAGUCGCCGACCUCGGAUGAGGAAUCUGAAUCUGAUGCGGAGGAAAGUGCAGAUGAGAGUGAAGAGUCUGCUGAUGCAACACCCGUCAUGUCUCAUGCUGCGCCCAGAGGACGAGGCCGCGGUGGGCGGGGAGGGCGUGGCGGACGAGGCAGAGGCACCCGUGGGAGAGGAAAAGGAGGUCGAGCACGGGGCGGUCUGGUCCGAACUAUUUCACCGACUCGAUCACGUCCAUCGCGAAACGCAGCACCCAUGUUUCCGCUCACAGAGGAAGAUGAUGGUCCGUCCAAUCAGACGACGCCAAACGGCGAGAGCUUGGCAUCACAACUACCUAACGAAGACGAUGCAAUGUCAGACGCCUCCGAACCAACUAAUGACUUAGUAUCAGAAGUCGAUGUCGACAGUGAUAUCGAGGAUGAGUCUAUUGGAAACGCGCAUCUGGAGUCUAUGACCCCAGCUGGUUCACCGCCCUCCACGACCACCCCUCAAGGCUCACCUCCCAAGGGCCUUCUUAACGCUAUACUUGAUGGCAGUUACACCCCUUCGUUGGUCGCAGAGUCCGAACCCAAAGCCUCCAAGACUACAACAAAGGUUAAGAUCCCAAAGAUCUCCCUGACGACCAAAUCAGCCUCUCAAACGCCUCAGGAAUCGGCUUCGACUCCCGCAGAAACCCUCAAACCGCUCGAUCCCAAAGACGAUGUUCUUUCUGAAAAUGAUCUUCCUGGUCCUUGGGCCGAUAACUUUCACCCACAGCCUCUGGACGAUUGCGAGGACCUGGCUGAUUAUCUCCUCCAAAGAAAAUUUGAGGCAAUGUCCGAUGUGAACAAGAUCAUCGCAACCUUCAACAAGUUUCCACCUACCCAACGAAGUACGCAAAAUCUGUAUGCCCUAGCUGAGAACGCACGAUACAUUCUCAAGUGCUGGCAGGAUGAGUAUCUCGAGCUGGACGCACGAACCGCGCCCCACAUGCAUCCACCGAAAAAGGCUUGCAAUAGUGGGCGGAUACCAGUGGCUUCUCAGCUUUUCGAAGACACAAAAGAAGCAGACCUCUAUGGCUACACCUUUGAUCCCAAAAAGCCACCUGGCUACCAGGAUCCUUGGGCGCAACGACCCGGUGCCGAGAAGAGUGGCGGUCGAGAGCUCCGAACACGUCGUGCGCGCGACAUGCUAGACUCUGCAGCUGCAAGUGAGGAAGACGAAGAGGACAAUGAAGGUCGCUCAUCGAGGCGACAACGCAAGGCGCCUCGCAAAUUCGAUGGUACUGACGCAGUCAUAGGAGCCACUACUCCCAAAAAGCACAAUGGGUGGGGUGGAGCCCGCAAGAAGGGCGUCAGCAGAUUCGCUAUGCCUGCAUCCGAAACUCCAGAGCCUGACAGUAGACCAGCCAAGCGGGCCAGAACUGCGGCGGCUUCUGCACUUCAUCAGCGCCUUGUGCAUGAGAGCGUGCGCGAGAGCUCAGUGGCUACGACAUCUGGCGAUGAGGGCUCAUCCACGAUGGACGUUGAAGAGUAUGCAGAUGCAAACACGAAACGUGGGCGACCACCGGGAAGCAAGAAUACAGGGCGACGCAGUGAUUUUGGUAUAAAGAAGGGCCCACGAAAGAAGGCCAGUGACGUUGGUACGCCAGUGCCAUCAGCGCACGGUCCAAAUCCUCCUCCACCAGCACUGCAGUCAUUGAGCGCAGGUCAAGGUCAGUUCUCCAUUGAUACACAGCCUUUUUCAGAUGCACCUCCCUUGCCAGCAGCGAACCCUGCUGAGACGGUCUUCCAAGCUACGCCGCAACCCGUCGCCGCACAAGAUGGCGCUCUCGUACACCCAAGCGAGUCGAGUACACCAGAUGCAUACAUGAUCACUGCUCCGUUGAGCCAAUACACCAGUACCCAGGCUGAGGAUGCUACGCCAGCAUCAAGUUCGAGACGAAAGCCACGAGUUAAGAGCGAGAAGCGCAGCCAGUCGAUGACCAUAUGGUGGGCAGAACGCAAAGCGCGCAAGAAAGAGCAGGAUGAGAAAGAAGGUAGGUCGCCAAAGCCACCGGCAUCAAGAUCGAAUUCUUCAAGUGGACGUCGAGGCGGACGAACAACUGGGGGACCGAGCGCUACUGCAACACCUGUAUCGACUCCUCCAGAAGCUCAACGGCCUUCUCCUAUGCAUCACCAGGAUCAUCAUUACCCGCCAGAAGCAUAUACUAUGCAUGCGUCUCUACCACCGCUGUCAGCACCCUCUCCUCACCUGACAUACGCCUCAGCACCCUUGCAUCAUCCUAUGCUAUUGCAGUAUUCUCCGCUUACCGCGCUUCCAUCUGGGACCUUUCCGGGAUACUCAGGCCCUCCAUCACUUCAUUCUCACCUUGGACCUAGAGCACUUGCUCCGGCUCCACAACAACUACCCGCAUACCCGAGCCCUUACGGACCACAAAGCCCUGCCGGCCCCCGUCCGAGGAGCAGCGGCCGCAGUGGUCCACCGCCCCUGGCGCCUGCACCGCCGCAGCAUUACAGCCCGUAUGCACCGGUGAGCAUGGGAAGAGAGAUACCAUUUAAGGUGAUGGUUCCGGGCCCUCCACCUCAUGACGACAGAAGAGGGAGCCGUUAG